Cuscuta campestris is the source of this 1396-nucleotide messenger RNA. NCBI's taxonomy places the organism in Eukaryota, Viridiplantae, Streptophyta, Magnoliopsida, Solanales, Convolvulaceae. The record is from the annotation of a GenBank genome assembly.
AAUAAACAACAGUAGUUAGUUGUUAAUUAACUUAUCGAUCAUUGGACUGUUUUCGAGGGUGACGAUGAUGGCUAAUGCGGCAAUGAGAUUUAAGAGGCUCGGGGGUAACAGAGAUGAUAUGGAGAUGAAGAAUGUUGGUGUGGGGAUGUCCCGAAAGGUCAUUUCGCAGUUUACGUGGGUCCCCACCGGCGUCGAGAGUAGAAAGUCACCAAUCAAAGCAGCAGCAGCAGCCGCCGCAGGACCGGGAAGAAGAAGAGCGAUCCGCUCAGAGGCAAAGAGCACAAUGGCUCCCCCGGAGGAUCAACCGGAACGAGUCAACAAUGAAUCCUCGUCGGUCUACGCCUCCUCUCCGGUCGAUAACCGUCCAAUCUCCACCAUCGUCUUCGUCAUCGCUAUGCAAACGGAGGCGCAACCUCUCGUCACUAAGUUCCAGCUAGCAGAGGAUGUUGAUCCGCCUUUCCCAAAGGGAGUGCCUUGGGUGAGGUAUUAUGGUAACUAUAAGGAUCUGAACAUUAAUAUUGUCUGCCCUGGAAAAGACUCAGCUUUGGGGGUUGACUGCGUAGGGACUGUUUCUGCAUCUCUUAUAACAUAUGCUUCCAUCCAAGCAUUAAAACCUGACCUCAUCAUAAAUGCUGGAACCGCGGGUGGGUUUAAGGCAAAAGGUGCUUCCAUAGGAGAUGUAUUUCUUGUCUCACAUGCUGCUUUCCAUGAUAGAAGAAUACCUAUCCCGGUAUUUGAUUUAUAUGGAGUUGGCUUGCGGCAGGCUUGCCCCACUCCUAAUCUCCUGAAAGAACUUAACAUGAAGGUUGGGAAACUGUCUACUGGUGAUUCCCUGGAUAUGUCACCAACUGAUGAAACCUCUAUAACUGCUAAUGAAGCAACUCUUAAAGACAUGGAGGGAGCAGCAGUCGCAUAUGUAUCAGAUCUUUUGAAGGUGCCUGCAAUUCUGUUGAAAGCUGUGACUGAUAUAGUGGACGGUGAUAAACCAACAGCUGAGGAGUUUUUGCAAAAUUUGUUAGCAGUAACUGCUGCACUUGAUGAAGCUGCCACAAGAGUUGUUGAUUUCAUUAGUGGCAAAUCUCUCUCGGAUCUUUGAUUUGGUCCAAGCUCGUUGAGUUCUUCAUCUGAUUUAUUCGAAUUUCUUGUGCUUCCCACAUGCUGUUACUGAACUUACUAAUAAAAUUUGAUUAAACCAACGGUGUGUAGAUAGAUUACAUGAUGUACUUUUUCUUCUGUUUUUCUUUUGGUGAUUUGGAACAUCUUCCCUACCACCUAGUACGGUUAAAGUCUCUGUAAACACUUAACAUACCCUCCUUGAACCCUACUUUUUGUUGGAUUUUACCAAGUUUAUUGUAGUUGCUCUUUUCUAAAGGGGUGAUAAAUGCUUUAAAAGAGA